Pecten maximus is the source of this 1530-nucleotide messenger RNA. Its product is annotated as tigger transposable element-derived protein 4-like. Gene Ontology annotation, cellular component: nucleus. The transcript has a single exon. Gene Ontology annotation, molecular function: DNA binding. The coding region runs from base 1 to 1530 and encodes 509 amino acids. Lineage: Eukaryota; Metazoa; Mollusca; Bivalvia; Pectinida; Pectinidae. The record is from RefSeq and is a predicted model, not a curated record.
AUGGCCACCUCCGGAAAACGCAAACGCAACGACCUGACCCUUGCUGACAAGUAUGAAGUUGUUAAACUUCUUGACCAGAAGCUCUCCCAGGCUGCCAUCGCUAAGAAGUUAGACUGCUCGCAGUCCCAAGUAUCCCGCAUAUCCCUGAAGAGAGAAGACAUUAGGACACAGUUUGAAGCCAACUCCAACCCACACCGCAAACGACAGAGAACUGGCAAAGAUUCUGAUGUUGAGACGGCCCUAUCGACUUGGUUCACCGAUGCCAGGGCAAGAGACAUUCCCAUCACCGGACCCAUACUGGAGGGGAAAGCGAAAGAUCUCGCAUCCCAUAUGAAGAAAGAAGAUUUCACGCCAACUUCUGGAUGGCUGAGCCGCUGGAAGCAGAGAAACGGCAUCACCUACAAAAGAAUCUGUGGAGAGAAGAGAGACGCCGACAUUACAGCAGCUGAUAACUGGAUAACGACCGUAUUACCCGAGCUACUCUCUAAGUACGAGCCGAGAGAUAUCUACAACGCCGACGAGACGGGGAUUUACUACCGGGCAUUACCAGACGGGACACUGGCUUCAAAAGCGGAGACUGUGAGCGGCAGCAAGAAGGCUAAAGAUAGGAUUACUGCGAUGAUAUGCUGUAAUAUGGACGGCACCGACAAACGGCCACUACUAGUACUGGGUAAAAGCAAAAAUCCAAGAUGUUUCCGUGGCCAGUCCAGCCUACCAGUUAUCUACGACGCCAACCAAAAUGCCUGGAUGACAGCAGUCAUAUUCACUGACUGGCUGAAAAAGUUCGACAGAGAGAUGAGACUAAAGAAAAGAAAUAUUCUUUUACUAGUCGACAACUGCGCCGCCCACCCACAGACCGCCACCACUGCCGUUAAGAAUAUCAGUCUAGUUUUCCUCCCACCCAACACCACUUCAGUGAUCCAGCCAUGCGACCAGGGAAUCAUCAAAAACCUGAAAACUCACUACAGGCGACACAUCAUCAACGACAUCAUCACACAGAUUGACAACGACGCAACCCUGAUGGCCAAUGCCCUGGCAAAGAAGCUGACAUUAUUAACAGCCGUCCACCUUCUGAACCGAUCCUGGAGAGAUGUGACAGCCACCACCAUCAUCAACUGCUACCGGAAGGCGGGAUUCGAACACCAGAGAGAGGAUACGCCCACUGAUGACACACCCACAACCGACCCCACUGAGUCCACCACACCCGAUGCUGACUUCGAGGAGUACGUCAACAUUGAUGCAGACUUGGAGUGCCACGGAACACUUUCCGAUGAAAGCAUCUGCGCCAGCAUACUUAAAGAAGAAACCGAGGAACCAGAGGAGCCAGACAACAGCGACGACGAAGAAGAAAUCAUCGUUCCAACACCAGCUAGCGAGAUACGGGAUUUCCUUCGCACCAAAGUUCAGAAGUUUUUGGGAGAGAAGGGAUGCAAAGACUUCGAACCGUUCUACGCAUUCCAGCGAUUCAUUGAUGAGCAUUCCACCAGAGAACAAACCAAGAUCACAGAGUUUAUUGAUGUGAAAUGGUAG